Messenger RNA from Aegilops tauschii subsp. strangulata, 606 nucleotides. The record is from RefSeq and is a predicted model, not a curated record. NCBI's taxonomy places the organism in Eukaryota, Viridiplantae, Streptophyta, Magnoliopsida, Poales, Poaceae.
AUGGAAGCUAUUGUGAAGGCAAGAAAGGAAGCGAACGAGGUGAGGAAGAUGGCAAGAAACCAAGAUGCCGCGGCCGAGGAGAGGAGGUUGGCGGCCGAGGAGAGGAGGGUGGCGGCUGAGGAGAGGAAGGUGGCAUUGGUGGAGAGGAAGGUGUCCAUGGAGGGGCGAACUAGGUUGUUGGGAUGGGAGAAGUACUUGUUCUUCAUGGACACAUCUACCCUCGAUGAGAAGCAAAAGGAGUAUGUCAAUCUUGCCCGUGAAGAAGUCUUGGUCCAAAAAAGAGCCAUGGUUGGCGGUGGCAUGGGCGACAUGGUUGGUGGUGGCAUGGGCGGCAUGAGGGGCGGUGGCAUGGGCGGCAUGGGAGGUGGUGGCAUUGGCGGCAUGGGAGGCAUCGGUGGCUUCGGAGCUACCAUGGGCGGCAUGGGUGGUUUCGGAGCUACCAUGGAGGCCAUGAGAGGCAUGGGUGGCUUCGGAGCUACCAUGGGAGGCAUGAGUGUUGCUUCUCUCAUAGGAGGCAUGGGAGCACCUCCGGGCGGCAUGGGCGGAAUGUCUUCCGGUGUGCCUCACCACACACCUUUCGUUGAAGAUCUUGUCAACACCAUCUGA